UGCAUUGAAGUGAUACAAUACAACUCCUGACUUGGAGUCUCACUCAUUUAAUACCUCACCUUAAAUACGCUCACCUUUUUGAUUGUCUUCCUUUUUAUCUUGACAGAAUUUAACCAUGUUGACCUCCACGUAUUCCUUGAAAUCUGCCCCUUUUCAAGAGUUGGCCAGAAAAACAUUUAUUAAAAGAAAUGCUCACAAUGGUGCCAAUAAUGAACUCUCUGGAAGGAAGAGAACCAAAGUGGCCAAAACAAACUAUUUUGGUAUUGAGGUGUUGGAGUAUUUGGAAUGGUUGGACUGGGACCUGGGAAUUGAAUCCACCAAACACAUUGUACUAAAGAAUGUUCAGUUCAAAACUCAAAAACUCAAGUACAGGUCUCCGUCAACUAAAUUCUUCACCACGCUAUUCCCACAGCCAGUGGUCUUGAGUCCAGGGACUUCAUACUCUUUGCCAGUCACUUUCUGUGCGGUUGAGAAGCAAGACUAUGAGGACCGGAUUGUGUUCGAGACCAAAGGUGGCUCAUUUUCUAUCUACCUGCGAGCGUCACUGCCCUACUACGAUGUACAUUUACCUGAUUUGGUGUGCCUGCCGAUUUGUGCCAUCUUUGAAAGUUCGGAGGCCACAUUUCACUUACGAAACCAUAGUAAGCUCCUGACACCGUUCCAAUUGGAAGUACAAAAUCCAUUCCAUUUAAUCCCGAACAGCGGUAUAUUGACAGCCUAUGAUGAGUGCAAGGUCAAGAUCGUGUUCCAGCCCAAAACCCCCCAUGCCUAUGACAUAAUUGCAACUUGCAAAUUUGGUGAAAACGACCGUAAAAAAUUUAUGAAGCUGCAAGGUAUAGCCAAGUUCCCUCACCUCCUGCUUAGCCUGCCGGGAGAAUUGAACCAAACGUGUUCACGGGAGGACAUACAGAACUCCCUACAUUUUGGGCACAUUGCUGUUGGCACCACGGCUGAGAAGUACAUGGAGCUUCACAACUACUCAAUAGUGAACACGUCGUUCCAGGUGAUGCACCACCAGCAAGACGCCUCGGUUCUAUCCGAAUUCUUGUGUGAAGUCCAGGAGGGCCCUGUCUUGUCCUGCAGCAGACUCCAGAUCCCUUUCAAGUUCACGCCUCAGACUAUCGGCGCCAUGAGCGUCGAUUACUUCCACAUAAUGCGGCCUGGGAACAACUCCAAGACUGUGCUGAAGGUGACCGGCUCCUGCAAAGGUCCUGUGGUGUCGCUCUCAGAGCUGAAGAUUAAUUUUGGUUGCUUGUUCCUCGGCGCUACGCUGACUUACGCCCUGGAAAUCGCUAACACCUCAGAUGUGCCAACAUAUUACCAGUUUGACAUUGACUGCAGCCAAAGUGUGUUUGUCAUUGACCGACGGUGGGGCUCCAUAGGAGGGGAGUCGACGGAGAAAUUAAAGGUGACAUUCCGACCCAUCCAACCCAUGAACUACUACAGAAGAGUCGCUUGUCUCAUCCAUCAUCAGGAUCCUCUGUUUCUGGAUUUAUUCGGUACCUGCCACUCAGACCAGGUGACGCCAGCCAUUCUCAAGGCAAAACACCUGGAGGUGUACCACACCAACAUGAUACGUGGACUGACCUUCUACCCACCCGACAUACUGACCAUGAUGCUGCAGGAAGGCAAGCUACAGCUGGACGUCGAUGGUGCUCUGGUCCUGGUUGCUGAGAAAUGCUGUAAGCCCCUAGAAAAACUGGAUAAAGCUGAGGAUUGUUUGGAGGCUGCAGCCUUGUUUCCCAAUGUCCCUUCCAUCAAGGAGUACUUCGACGAUGGCGUCCAAAGCAACCUGACCAUGUUUCCGCCUCACGUGUCCGUCAACAUGAGGGAGUUUAACUUCGGGAACUGCCUGGAGCUCGACCGAGUGGUGCCCCUGCCCCUCUCCAUGACGAACCACACCAAAGGGAAGAUCACGGUCCUCUGGGUGACCCUGCCCGGCAGCGUCUUCACCGUGAAUCCUUCGACCAUUGAUAUCCCACCCUUGAAGAAUAUGGCUUUCCGCCUCCAUUUUGCACCUGAUAAGUUCAACAUGUUGUACGCAGCUGAACUGGAAUGCUUUGCUUAUUAUAAGGUCAUGCGCGAUCAUCGCUCGGUGAAGGACAUCUUUUCUCCCCCGUGGUUCCUCAGUGUACACGUGCAAGCAACUACCAUACAGCCAGGGCAUGAGACCUUCCAUCCCACUUUCACACUUGACUCUUCUGAACUGAUUUUUCCAGCAGUGAAUGAGAAAGGUUCUGCCUACAAGACCCUUCUGCUCAAGAAUAUGGGGGAUACACCCAUAACUUUUGCCCUAAAUUCACCGCAAGAAGAGAUCAUUAGAAUUAAACCGAGCUUUGGUUUUAUACUUCCCAAGGCCCAUCAAAUAUUCACAGUGAAAGCUUCUCCCCAGAGUGACGUCCUUACCAAGUACACACUGCCGUUACAUUUAAAUGCCUCAGAGAAGUACAAUCAGGACCUCAGGUUAUUUUGCAUGGUUGAAAAGCCGCUCGUGACUCUGGAUGGAAAUGGGUAUCUGUACUUUAAGCCCACGUGCAUAGGCACCCUGUCGGAGCGGUCCUACUUCAUCACCAACGCCACGCGGAUGCCACUGUACUUUCAGUGGAAGCUACCAAUGGCUGGCUCCAAGAUUCUGACCGUCAAACCAACCUUCGGCAUCAUCCAGGCCAAUGAAUCUUUGGCACAAUCAUGGGCUUUCUUCCCGCAAGAACAACAGAAGUAUUUUCUGAAGCCUCACAUUUAUGUAUGGGGAGUGAAAGGGCCACACUGUACGGAGCAAGGGAAGAAAAUCCGUUUCACCCUCAGGGUUAUUGGUGAAGGAACAGUGGGCAAAAUUAUGGCCGAGAAAGAACACAUGCACCUGGGGGACAUCCUGAUCGGCAACACACAGUCCGGCGACCUGAUACUGCAGAACAACGAGCCGUGCUCUUUAAACUUUGCCCUGGUCGUCAAGCAGGAUAUCACAGGACUCUGUGACCCCGAUGUUGUCGUCAAUGAUCCGAUGGCUUUUGAAUUGGAGUACGAUCACGGCACGAUUCCUGCGAGGUCAAAACUUUUGUUUGCCUUUGUCGCCCGGCCUGUUCGAAGAGUUCGUUACACAUGGACAAUUACCUCCAAGAUUCUGUCAACUAAAGUGUUGGACGAUGUUGGGCUGAAGGAGGACAAGCCCUUGUGUUGUGUGACUGCGGAUGGUGUGUAUCCGAUGGUAUUCAUCUCGGACGCUCGCUGCCUGGGGAGCAUAAGUGGCAUCAGCAAGCAGCAGCUCUGGAGACUCUUCUCACUCGACCUGCUCAACGAGUACCUCCAACGUGAUCCCACCGACGGCGAGCUGAUGUACCGGGUGCCAACCAGACACAGCACGAGCCGAUGCCCGCCUGUGUCAACCCCAGUCAUGGUGGACUUCAACUUUGGAGCAGCACCUGUGUGUUCAGAUCCUUCCAUAGUCCUACUGAUGCUGGAGAACAAGGAGAUCUUGCCUGUUGACUGGGCCUUCCUAUUCCCAGUGGACCAGCAGCUGGACCUGGAGUACUGGGCAGAGACGGGUGAAUUUAACCCCACCGAGCUGCACGAGAUGAGGAUAGAGGAUAAUCGGCUGUUCACCGUGGAGCCAAAAUCCGGACGCCUCCUUCCCGGGCAGAGAGAAACCAUUCAGCUCAAUUACAGACAUGAAUUUACAGGAACCGAUCGCAUUCCCGUUCUACUGAAGUUGUCCCAUGGUCGUGAAAUCCUGUUGAACUUCAUUGGUAUCACCGUGCCCAAGGACCACUGCUACGUCCACUUUCUUGCCACCCAGCACGUGUUUGCUCCUGUUUGCAUCGACACUGCCAACCCACCCAAGCAGAUUUACGAGUUGUACAAUGGCGGCUCAGUGCGAGUAAUUUAUGACAUCCAGAUGGAUUCCGUGAAGAACCUUCAGGAAGAGAAUUACAACCAUCCAAUCUUUCAGUGUCUGAAUCCCCGUGGGGAGAUCAAGUCUGGGAUGACCGGUUACAUUGAGUGGAUCUUCUCACCACUGGAGGCUAAAUCCUACACGGUGAAUACCCCGAUCCACAUCCUUAAUGGAGACUCUGCCCUGGUGACCAUCACAGGUAUUGGGUAUGACAAGCGCGUCCUGGGCACCUGCGCCUCUUUCAAUGAUCCAUCGUCAUAUGCCGGAGCCCCAGCCAUACAACGAGCUCCUGUCCUUGGGCAGCUGAUGUUUAUGUCCGAAGAGCGGAUUUCUUUUGGAAAUAUUCCUGUCUUCACGAAGAGUAGCCGCAUUAUCUUUCUGUACAAUGUUUCCGAGACAGAAGUCAUCUCUUACACCUGGCAUUCCACUUCUGUGCACGUCAGUGAGGUUUGUUCAAAGCGACAGCUGACAGAAUACCAGAAGGAACUGGUGGAAUGGGAGAGAGAAAAGGAUCGACAACAAGUUGAAUUCACCAUCACGGAACAGAGCUUGCAGCAGAACCAAAGCUCGACUUUCCAAAGACAGUGUUGCAGGGACGUUCUUGGAGCCUGCGCUCAGAAGGCACACGUGGAUGCAAACACCAAGAUCUUGAAGUACAAGACCCUGCCUCCGAUCAAGGAGAUCGCGGAGACAUGGGAAGGCCGGAACGUGGAGAAGCUCCCACCCGGAUUGUGGAAGAAGCCGAAGCCACCGCAGGCCUUCUUGCUGCACCUGGGGGUCACGGCCAGAGCUCACUCCAUGGAGGAGUAUCACAAGAACUUCACGUCCGACGUCUCCAGGCACUACAUCAUGAGAAACCUUAUUUCAGCGCCGCUCUCGGGCAUUUCGCCUUUUGGAAGCGGUGGCAGGUCUUGGGGCAAGUGGGCCGAUACCUGCACGGACCCCCUGAUUUUUGCCUCUAAAGACGACAGGAGACUUACGACCGACAUCCUCUCUACGGUUCUGAGGUGCCUGUUGGAAGACUUUUCCUUUCAGCAGGUGCUGGCUGCACAGUCGACCGAACCCAUUCCGUACUUUGUGCAGUUCUGGAGCGAGGAAGGCGAAGAGCUGGCUAUAAAGAACGCCAAGUUAGCCGAGGCGGAGGCGGAGGCUUUGAGCAUGCUCUCCGUCGGUGAACAAGGGCAGGACUAUACCCAGUUGGCAGGGCCUGAGGAAGGGUCGAUCCUAUCUGAUCCGGCGAGCUCAGACACCAAGCAGGCCACGAUUGCGGAGAGCAUUGACUUGGAUGAAACGUUACUCACGGAAGAGGGGCAGGUGUCUCUGAAUGCAAUUCGUAUCGAAGAGCAGCUCGCUCGACGGCAACACCUGAAAAGACUCCCCGAGAUCAGCGACCUCUUGGAGCUGAUUCUGGAGAACACCCUGCAGAAUAUAGUGAUUGAAGCCAGUCGGGGGGAGGUGGUCUUGACAGCUCGGCCCCGGGUGAUCGCCUUGCCACCAUUGACUUCCAGGAGCAGUCUGGAGCCUUUGAGUACACAUGAGAUUACGGUGGUUAAGGAGGAAUUGGACCGUGACCCUUCCGAGAGUGGACCUAAAGAUGGGGUAAAGGAGACUGGCACUGCGAAUCUUCCAGUACCUCUGAGCACUGCCUAAAGCAGUGAACGUUGAGCCAAGAGCAUGCCUGAGUUGCGGAGGCCAGGACUACUUACACCUUUGAAAUUGAAGUCGCAGUCCCACAGCGGGAUCCCGAGCAGGCGAUGGCUAAAGCCCACUGUCUUUGUCAAAGGCCUUUCGGCCUUGAGUAUU
Leucoraja erinaceus (little skate) is the source of this 5692-nucleotide messenger RNA. It is a transcript of the gene cfap65, whose product is annotated as cilia and flagella associated protein 65. The record is from RefSeq and is a predicted model, not a curated record. NCBI's taxonomy places the organism in Eukaryota, Metazoa, Chordata, Chondrichthyes, Rajiformes, Rajidae. The transcript has 33 exons. The coding region runs from base 116 to 5539 and encodes 1807 amino acids.